This is a messenger RNA of Ilex paraguariensis (yerba mate), 1575 nucleotides long. NCBI's taxonomy places the organism in Eukaryota, Viridiplantae, Streptophyta, Magnoliopsida, Aquifoliales, Aquifoliaceae. The record is from the annotation of a GenBank genome assembly.
AUGAUGUUCUUCAUCAAGAGAAAAGUGAUUCCACGGUCAGUUGUUUUUUAUAGCACCAAAAUCCACCAACCCCUCUUUCACCAUCCACUGUUUUGUCCAAAUCUCAUCGGAAGAUCAAAAUUUUCUUCAUCCGGAUCUCUUCAAGAUCGUGAUAAUUUUAACUUACUUAACCACAAAGACUGGUUAAGCCCAACUGAGGUUGUCAAGAUCUUCCUAACCCUGAAAGAUCCCAAUUCAGCUCUCACAGUACUUGACCAGCUCUCAAAGCGCAAAGACUAUAAACCCAAUGAAGCUCUUUUCAAUGCAGUCAUCAACAAGCUUGCACUAGCCAAUAACUUUGAUGGCAUUGAGGAAGUCAUGAAAAGAAUCAGAGUUGAAAAAAGUUGUAGACUUUCUGAUGAUUUUUUCUACAAUGCUAUCAAGAUCUAUGGCCAUGUUAUGGGUCGAAUAAAUAGAGCGAUUGAGAUCCUUUUUGAUAUGCCAAAAUAUAAUUGUUGGCCGACAGUGAAAACUUUCAAUUUUGUGUUGAAUUUGCUGGUGUCAACAAAGCAGUUUGAUGUUGUUCAUGAGGUGUACAUGGGUGCUUCCAGAUUGGGAAUAGAAAUUGAUGCUUGUAGUUUGAAUAUAAUUAUCAAAGGGUUGUGUAAGAAUGGAGACUUGGAUGCUGCAUUCUAUGUGCUCGAUGAAUUUCCUAAACAGGGUUGUAUACCGAACGUGAGGACUUUUUCUACUUUAAUGCAUGGGUUAUGUGAGUGUGGUAGGGCUGAUGAAGCACUUGGGCUGUUAGAGAGGAUGGGAAAUGAAGGCGUAGAACCAGAUACAAUCACACUAAAUAUAUUGAUUUCAGGACUUAGGAAACAAGGGAAGGUUGAAGAAAGUAUUGAACUUUUCGAUAAAAUGAGGCUAAACGGGUGCGAUCCAAAUCCGGGGACUUAUCAAGAGGUCUUGUAUGGUUUGCUUGAUAGCAAGAAUUUUGUUGAGGCAAAGGAUUUUAUGGGUAGGAUGAUACUGUCGGGUGUGAAUCCGAGUUUUGAGUCAUAUAAGUUGAUAAUACAUGGGCUUUGCAACCAAAAUCUUCUGGGAGAUGUAGAUUGGGUUCUGAAGCAGAUGGUGAGGCAUGGUUUUGUACCUAAGAUGGGAAUAUGGAGGCAGAUUCUUCAGGGCAUCCGCUGGUGGAAUUUGAAGAUUUUAGUGUUAAAAUCCUUGCCAAGACAGCUGCUUGAUGAUAAAGAGUCAGAGGAGCUAUCAUGCCCUGGUGAUAGGGAAAGAGCCUUUCUUGAGAAGAACAUGGAGCUGACCCAUGGAGCCUUUCUCAAGAGAAGUGCAGGGCGAAAACAUCAGAGACUUCAUUAUUCCUUGGUAAGCCAGCACUUGAUGAAGAAGAAGAUAUAUAGAACAAGUGAACAAAGUGCUGCAUUGGCCUUGACACAAACUUGGCAGAAAGUUGCAGCAUUGCAAGUGACACCAGAAAUGGUCAGGAUGGCUAUAGAUUGUCUGCACACCAGACACCCUUCAAGAAGGUUUGAUGUCUCUCGGUUUCGGGUUUUUGUGGAACCAAUGCCGGCCCAAGUGUAA